This is a messenger RNA of Symbiodinium necroappetens, 1386 nucleotides long. The record is from the annotation of a GenBank genome assembly. NCBI's taxonomy places the organism in Eukaryota, Dinophyceae, Suessiales, Symbiodiniaceae.
AUGCGCCUGCCUACGAUCGUGACUUCAUACUUCGUGAAGAAGCCCAACAGUUCCCACAAGGAGCAAGGGGCAGUUGCUGCUGAGCCUGCUACAACAAGCAGCGCUGGUGCCAAUGGUUCAUCCCUCGCGGUAAGCGCGUCGCACGAGCCAGAACAGCAGGAACUCCAGGAGGAGGCCGGAAGUUUGCAGGAAGAGCAGGAGGAAGAGCAAGAGGAGGAGGAAGAGGAAGAGGAAGAGGAAGAAGAGGAAGAAGAAGAGGAAGAAGAGGAGGAAGAAGAGGAGGUAGAGGAGAGCGAGCAGUCGACACGCGCAGAAGAGCCACAAGUGCCUCAGCAUGGUUCAAGCACUGUCGCGGAAGACGAAACUGAGCACACCCGACUGGAAAGCCUGAAGGACCUGCAGGCAUGCGUCUCUUCCAGGCACGAUCAAAUAGAGGCGCUGCAGCAUCGGCUCCAAAGUGCAGGCCAGCAGCGGCGGCAGCAUCAGGGCGGAGAGCUGAACAGCAGCGAGCGCGGCGAGCUGCAGGGUCUGAGAGACCGGCUGCAACGGACUGAACAUCACCGAGCAGGCCUGAGGCCAUCUGAGCUGGAGCUGCGCUCCAUCCGGGAGCAGCACAGGGCUGUUCGGGGGGAAGUGGCCAGCUUUCAAUAUGGUGGAGGCGACGGGGACGGGCCUUCCCACGAUCAGGUUGCAUACCUCACGUGGCAAUGCGAAAGCUUGCGUGGAUCCAUCUCAGCUGCGGAGAAGGAUGCAGCAGAGGAGCAUCGACAUAUCUCCAAGUUGGAAGCUGAAAUGAGCAAUGAACACAGGGCAGGAGAUGAGUAUUCCUUGGCUCUGAAAUACCAGCUGGCUGAAACUGCACGGCUGGAAGCAGCAGAAAAAGUUGCUGCCAAUGAACUUGCCGAUUUGACCGAUCGCUAUUGGGAUUACGCACCAUUCAGUGCUGGCAACUAUGGAUUCACUGCGCUGGCCAUCGACCAGGAAAUGCUGCAAUUGCGGCAGCGUGUCGGCUUCGAACAGGAGGAGGUCGCACGUUUGGAAGGCAAGCUGAUCCAGGCCCGUGCCGCCUGCAAGUCGGCAGGCGAUGCAGCCGCUACAGCAGUACAUCUUGCACAUGUUUUGCGGGAGCAGUCGAAGGCUUUCGACGUAGAUCAGGACGAGGCUGCGCACGCAAACCUGCAAAAAGUCGCAGCAGUGCAGGCCAGGCCAUGCCAUCAGGCCGAAGACGAGAUAGUGGAUACCGUUGCGUCCGAACACGUCUUGAAGCAAAAGCUCGGCGAGGUACGACGUCGCAACAAAGAAUUAGAAAGACAGGUGCAAGCUGCGAAGACUCGCUUGGCUGGCAAAACCCACAGACACUUCAAGCCGGUAAAUUCAAUUACCGAG